Molecule: messenger RNA, 1164 nt
Organism: Scheffersomyces coipomensis
Lineage: Eukaryota; Fungi; Ascomycota; Pichiomycetes; Serinales; Debaryomycetaceae
Product: FG-nucleoporin
Exons: 1
Coding region: 1-1164 (387 amino acids)
Source: RefSeq, a predicted model, not a curated record
AUGUUUCAAGGACAAGGAGGAGCAUUUGGUGGUGGAGGAGGAGGUAGUGCUUUCGGCUCCAGUGGCAACAAUAGCAAUUCAGCCUUUGGUAGCCAGGCCAAUCCAUUUGGUAGUGGAACAGCAUCUGCAUUUGGAUCAAGUGGAUUUGGAGCUGCUAAACCUGCCACUGCACAAUCUAAUACUCAAUCAGCAUUUGGAGCUACAGGAUUUGGUAAACCAGCAUUUCAAAGUUCACCAGGAAGUUCAUUUGGCAAUCAAAGUGGUGCUGGAGGUGCAUUUGGAUCUUCUGGGUUUGGAUCCAAUUCUUCUGGUUUAAAGAAUACUUCUGCUUUUGGGUCUUCAGGGUUCGGAUCUUCAAACACCUCGUUUGGUAAUACAGGAGCUACUAAUUCUGCAUUUGGUUCAUCAACUAACACAUCAUCUGGAUUUGGAAAUUCAGCAUUUGGUUCUUCUCAAACAUCGAACAAUUCUGCUUUUGGUUCAGGUCAAGCUAACAAUAACUCUGCAUUCGGUGCAUCAAAUAAUAAUAAUAACACAACAUCUGCAUUUGGCUCAACGCCUAACAAUAGUUCACCAUUCGGCACUUUGUCUACUGGUUCUGCCUUUGGUGCUCAAGGAGCCUCUAAUCCAUUUGCUAAAUCAUCUACUACAGCCUCUCCAUUUGGUAACGCAAACAAUAAUAAUGCAUCACUGUCACCAUUUGGAUCUGCCUCUGCUACUAUUACAUCCGCAUUUGGACAACCUACAAAUAAUAACUCGUCGCCUUUUGGAGCUGUUACCAAUAAUAAUUCAUCUUUUGGACAACCUGCAAACAAUACACCUCCUACGUCUGCCUUUGGUCAACCAACUACUUCCAGUUUUGGAGGAUUUACAAACAAUCAGGCAUCAUCUCCAUUUGGUGCUGCACCAGCUACAUCAAACGUAAACUCACUGUCUCCAUUCGGAAGCUCUGGUGCACCUUUUGGAAGUAGCCAAUCAAACAGUGCCCCUGCAACAGCCAAUCCAUUUGGUGCUGAUAAUACGAUCAACGAUACUUCCACCGUUGUUCCGACAAGUGAUGUUAAGUUUGAUGGUUUAGAUCCUACAAUAGUAGCCGCUUUCAAUGCAGCAAAAUUUGAAAUAGGUAAAGUUCCAGAAAUUGCUCCCCCUAGAGUAUUCUGGUAA